GCCUCUCGAAGCACUUCAUGAUGAUGGGUGUGAAGACUUCUUUGGCAUGGGGACGAUGGUGGUGGCCUUGAAACAUGUUGGAACGACGGCGCUGCUCAGAGAGAUGUUGAAGAUGUCGGAUGUGAGUGUGUAUUUCAGCAGUGUGUUGGAGGCCACAGAUGUUCUGCACAUCACACACAAACUUCUCGAGGAGUUUCCCUGCAGAAUUCUGCCUGUAUUCAAACCCUGGUACCCAUCAACAUCCGACACCAACAAACCCAUUAAACCCAGAAAGCCUCCACCGCUGGUCUCCUCUGAAGACCUCGAGAACAUCACACGCUGUCUGGAGGAACCACAGAACGCUUCAAACACCAAACACAUGAGCAAACCUGAAGAGACCUGGAAAAGAAAGUCCCAGAGCAGCCCUGAGACGAGCGCCAGAGAUCCGUGUGAGAGUGAACCGAAGAAGUUCAAACGCUCGUGGUGUGUCAUUACCAACAGAAGCUCACCGCUGAAGAUCACACACUCGUUCUCGCGGCUGUUCCGGAAGACUGUCGAGAAACACCGACUGCAUCUUCACCAGAGAGUCAAAUGGGUCGUGUGUGAAGUGAACUGUGUAGUGCACACUAUGGAGGCCGUUUGGCUUGAUCUGAACCGAGCCAUCAGACACGCCAGACUGCCCACGUGCAACGCCAACUUUCAGAGAGCGCUGGCACAGAUUUGGGUGUACUGUGACGUCUUUUACUGUGAAUACAUCGGGAAUUUCUUGAAACAAGAAUUCCAGCUCUCAGGACAGAUUAGCUUAACAGUUCAUAAACUUGGAGACAUUAUUAAGUUAUAGAUUCAGAGCUUGUACUAUUUAAAAGUGUAAAUUAUUUAAUUUUUUAAAUAAUAGUUUGUGAUAUGCAUUUUAAACCUGGAUUAAAUGG
Molecule: messenger RNA, 908 nt
Organism: Xyrauchen texanus (razorback sucker)
Lineage: Eukaryota; Metazoa; Chordata; Actinopteri; Cypriniformes; Catostomidae
Gene: shld3
Exons: 2
Coding region: 47-820 (257 amino acids)
Biological process (GO): positive regulation of isotype switching; negative regulation of double-strand break repair via homologous recombination; positive regulation of double-strand break repair via nonhomologous end joining
Source: RefSeq, a predicted model, not a curated record